Brachypodium distachyon (stiff brome) is the source of this 1049-nucleotide messenger RNA. RefSeq names its product pathogenesis-related protein 1. NCBI's taxonomy places the organism in Eukaryota, Viridiplantae, Streptophyta, Magnoliopsida, Poales, Poaceae. The record is from RefSeq and is a predicted model, not a curated record. The transcript has a single exon. The coding region runs from base 294 to 866 and encodes 190 amino acids.
UAAACAUUGUGAAAGAUUCUCCCAACAGGUGCCUUGGUUGUAUGCCAAGAUGGCACGGCCAGCUGCUACACACAAACAAACCAUGCCAAUAUGCCAUGCAUGCAUAGCCGCCAUGCGAGCGCUUGAAGAAACCAAACAGCUAAUCAGAUUGAAGAUUUGAAGGGAUAUUGUGCACGAGGGGCUCGAUCAGCUCCCCUAUAUAAAUCACACCAAAUGACCAAAAUGAUCUCAAUCCAAUCCGUACACGCAUCGCGUGCCCUUCCUCGAUCUCAAAACAAACCAAGAUUUCUCAAAUGACCAACACUCGGACGGCACUCAGCAUCUUGCUCCUGCUUCUUGCACUGCUAGUGGCUCCACCGUGCACGCCGGCAGCCGCCAGCACCGGCGACGCCGACGGCCGCAAGGCCCGCGCGGCGGCCACCGUGGCCGACAUCCUGGCGGCGCACAACGCGGCGCGCCGGGCGGUCGGGGUGGGCCCGCUGACGUGGAGCGACGGCAUCGCGGGGUACGCCAAGGCCUACGCCCGGUCCCGCCGGUCGGACUGCGCGCCGCGCCGGUCGCCGCUGUUCUACUUCGGCGAGAACAUCGCCGUGGGCAAAGGGCGGCGCCAGUGGAGCGGGGCGGCGUUGGUGAACCAGUGGGUGGACGAGGGCCGGCUGCGGUACGACUACGGCAGCAACUCCUGCGGCGCCGGGUCCGGGCCGGCAGGGUCUGCGGUAGGGUCUGGGUGCGGGAGGUACAGGCAGGUGGUGUGGCGCAACACGACGCAGCUCGGGUGCGGCAUGAUCGUGUGCGGCUCCGGCGACACGCUGCUCGUCUGCGAAUACUUCCCGCCGGGCAACGACGGCGACGGCCGCCCUUACUGAUCGCGGAUUUAUUAAGUUUGAGUUGAUUGUUCAUCACGUACCUACGUCCUGCAUGGAUCGAUGUUAAUUACCCGUUCGUUUACGCGUUUUGCGCCCGCGUUGUUUGUUUUCUUUGAUUCGUGAAUUGUUGUGGUUGCAAACUUGGAAUGAAUAAACUGCCGGUUUUGUUGUUGUCGUCGGUUA